GAAAAGCACUCGCUGCUGGGUGGACGUGGAUUUUAGUUCGUUCGUCUCUUGUUGUGUACCGGAAGAGGGAGUUUCACUGUGAAGAUUUUUGUGUAAUUGUGUGCAGCAACAGCAGUGCACCUUGGAAGAGGAGCUCUGAAUUCUCAUUCACCCACCCUCUGAGUUGAUUUAAAUUUUUUUUUCGGGAAAAUUUCUGUGUUUGUCUGACUCGGUCGAAGGGACCAGCCGAUUCCUGUUUAUCUGUGGUUCUCAGGAAUCAGAAGUGUUUCGUGAAACUAAGUUUUAUUUUUUUAUGUGAAAUCCAUAUUGAAGAUAGCGAAGGAAAUCGAAUCAAUUCUUCGAGGAUAAACGAAGCUACCACAACGGAUCGGAAAAAGGUUGCGGUAAAAGCUGAGCAAAAAUUUAGUAAAUCGUCUGUGGUUCCUAUCCUGGCGCGUACACAUACACACACCCUUAAAUAUUUAUAUCGUUAUCAGUCUAUUAGUUUCGUGUGUGCAUAGUUCGCCACAAGCACAACCACCACAUCCCGGAGUGAGAACGAGCGAAAGUGUGCCCCUGCUGGGUUUGUGGGCGAUAGCUAAAUAAUUGAUUGAAAGUGAUUGGUCCCCAGUUGGGCAUAAGGAGGAGAAAGUAAAAAAAAAAAGUUGUGUGUAAUAUUUCCGAGCGUAGAAUUUGACCACCGGCAGCAGUAUCACACACAGUGCGUAGCGGUCGUAGCUUUGGAAAACAAGCGGGCGGAAGUGGCGAAGAAAAGCAGUAUACAUAAAUAUUGAUACAAACGUGCGGUAUUUGGAAUUUGAACGGUCAUGCUGUAAGGAUAUGGGACUGCGGGACGUUUCAGGACUUCUGUUUGUGUAUUGAUGUUGACGUAAUCAACGUGUCGUCUCGAAAGAAGAAGAAGAAACAACGCUAGACGGCUCCCGCGGGAAGAUGCCGUCAGGGAAUGUCCACCGGACAGCGAGGAUAACAAGGAUCACCACCGACAUCUCCGCCGUUGAGUGCACAGGCUCCGCCAGGCUAGAAGCCACGACACACCGGCAACGAAGAUGGUCCUGCUGCCGAGACGAACAGUGGCGGAAACGAUUACCCACGGCACUGAGAACGGCGGGCGUGGGGACCAUCUUGCUAUUGUUGAUGGUGCUACAGCUCCUAGCCCCGGUCGCCGGUCAGUCCAACCCGCCGCAAACGUGUCCUCAAGCGGGCGAAAUCAGCCCCUGCCAGUGCCAGGUGAAGAAGAAUGGGCUGGACAUCCUGUGCGAGGCGACCGACGUGCAACACAUCACCAGAGCAAUGAGCGCUUUGAAGGGGAAGAAUCCCAUUAUCUUCUAUCUGAAGCUGAGGCAUAACAAUUUGCCGAAACUGCAGGGCUUUGUGUUCCUCUCGCUCGAUAUUCGGCAUCUUACGAUUCACAACAGCAGCUUGGCUGCCAUAGAGGAGACAUCGCUAAGCUCGUUGGGUCGUGGUUUAACGCAGUUGGACGUCUCCCAGAACCAACUGUUAACGGUGCCCUCGAGUGCGCUGAAGAACCUGCACCACUUGCUGAUACUCAACCUGAAUCACAAUCGGAUUUCGGUUAUUCACAACCGGGCGUUCGAGGGCUUGGACACGUUGGAGAUUUUGACCAUUUACGAGAACAAGCUGACCUCCAUCGAGCCGGAUGCAUUCCGGGGGCUGGACAAAAAGCUGAAACGGCUUAACCUCGGUGGCAACGACCUAACAUCAGUCCCGCAGAAAGCCCUCUCCAAACUGGAUAUGUUGCGAAAAUUGGAGCUACAAGAGAAUCGUCUGAAAACGAUCAAGGAGGGCGACUUUGAAGGUCUUUCGAAUCUGGAUGCCCUCAUCCUGGCCCACAAUCAGCUCACCGAGGUACCGGCACGCGUUUUCAGUCAUCUGGGUCUGCUCAACUCGCUGGAACUGGAGGGUAACUCCAUCUCCUACAUCGAUAAGGACGCCUUCGAGGGACUGGAAGAAAAUCUCCAGUACCUUCGUCUCGGCGAUAACAAUCUACAUCGCAUUCCGAGUGAAGCACUCCGACCGUUGCAUCGUUUGCGGCAUUUGGAUCUGCGCUCCAACAAUAUUUCCUCUAUUAACGAGGAUGCUUUUAUCGGUUUCGGUGAUUCGAUUACGUUCCUGAAUUUGCAGAAAAACGACAUCAAAGUUCUACCGGCGUUGGUUUUCGAGAAUCUUAACUCGCUGGAGACGCUGAGCAUCCAAAACAACAAACUAACUCGCAUACCGGAAGAAGUGAUGGAACCAAUCAUGGACUCGCUGCGUGUGGUCGAUAUUAUGGACAAUCCGCUGAUCUGUUCGUGCGAGCUGUCCUGGUUUCCGAACCUGCUGAGAGACUUAAAGAACCGCGACGACGAGAUGACCCAGAAGAAGCGCCCCAUGUGCACGAUGGCCAACGAGCACCGGGAGUACUACGUGCAGAAUAUGCCCCUGGAGCGGAUGAACUGUGUCGGCAAAAAGUACCAAACGUCAUCGCUGAGCGGUAGCGGGGCUACCGGGCUGGUGGUAGCCCCGGUGGCAACCACCUUCGUUGUAGGACUGGUGAGGGUGGCCUGCCGAGAUUAUCGCCACUACUAGAUAGCGGUAGCACAGUGCCGGGCGCCACCUACCGCAUAGAAGCAGAGAAGGUAAGUGGCAACCGGUGAUUCAACUGACGGAUGGGACGGUGCCGGGAUGAAAUACGAGAAGAAAAUACUACCGUGCGGGCACAGCGAAGCGGAAAAUACAAAUGUUGCUUUAUUUUUCCGAGUGAGCUUUUGUUCGUUAUUUUGUGUUGGCGCUUUCGUUUCUGGGAGUUUGGAGACUGCAGUGUGGAAGAAUGAGAGUGUGGGGGUCCCCUCGGGGAAGCAAGUGGUUCCAGGAAAGUUGCCGAUAUUGUUCAGGUGAACCAGCUGACCCCCGCAUCAGGAGUGCAAGAGCGCAGCGUUAAGCAUAAAUACUAGAAUUAAAUCAAACAGGAGGAUAUAGCAUUAUGAAAGUUUUAAACAUAAGCAAAAAAAUAAAUCAGGAACAAGUCUCACGUGCGACUGAGAAAUCCGGAUGAUGAGGUAGCCGAGCUACCGCAGCGAAGGCUAGACAUAUAAAUCAACACUACCCAAGAGGCAAGAUGAAGCAUCACAUUACCGAAAAGUCUUUCAAUGGAGUAAUAUGCGCUGAAAAAAAUGUGUUUUUCAGUUUUCUCGCGCGUUUGGAUUUCGUUUCGAGGUGAAUGGGACGGGAGAGUGGGGGUCAAUUUAUGGGUGACGGUGUUUGGGGAGAGAAAUUAGACUGUCGUCUGGCGCGUAAUGAAUUUUUAUGGUAUUAAAAGGGAGCGAGAGUACAUUUUCAAAGAAGAAGCAUUAAUAUUGCUUGUUUUCUAUUAAUGGUGGAAGUUGCUUCAGAGAAGGCUGUAUUUUUUGUUGACAUUUAACACAUGUUGAUAUAAUCAUGAGAGAUAUUGUUUGCAAAACAGUAAAUUAGUUUGUUGGGCAUUGGAGCAAAAAACUUGGGCUGGCUCAGUAAUUUCUACUCAGGUCCCAUUAAAGUCGCUGUGGACAUUGCUUAUUUUACUAACCAGUACACUUAGUAAAUUGCUAUUAUUUUUUUAUGAUCCCCUUAGGCUAGGCUUUUUUUUUCGAGAGAUAAAUAUUUGAACAUUUUCUCAGAUUUUCUGAUGGCAUUUACAGUAUGAUGAAAAUUCGUGUUUUCUCUACAUCUCUCUCCAGGUUUUAAAUCUCGUAUAUAUUUUUUGCUGUUCAAGGGUUUCCGUGAUAUUUUGGAACAAGAGCAUGAUGCCUGGGCGGUAAUUCGGCAGAAAUGAUACACCCUCGGUUGGGAUUUUCACUCUCGAUAUGAUGGGCUUUGUGACAUUUAACAUGUUUCAUUUAUGUGCGUCAUCAGACGCAAAAAAAUCUGAUUCUAGAUUAGCGUUUUUACUCCAUCCAUCCGGUAUUGAUGGCCCUUUCUAUAUCGUUUCUGUUUCUGUUAUAAUAAUGUUGGAAUACGUAUUUCCUGCUAUGGGUUCCAUUUCCCUUCAAUUCAAACAAAUCGACAAAUUGAAAUAAAUCUAGAAAACUGGGCAAAAAAGAUAUGGCAAUUUUUCAAACUAAAUGAAAAAAAAGAAGUAAAUUUAAAAUUUGGGUAAAUAAAACAAACUGUGAAACAUGGUAAAUUGGGAAAAUUGACUUCCAUUUUGGAGUUACCGAAAUCCGGAAAUCGCUGGUUACUUGUGACAAACAUACAAAAUUCAAACUUCUGACGAAAACAGAACCUAAGUUUUGUAAAAGUAAUCACAAAUGUUGUAUCUUAUUUCGACCUGCAGAGAAAGAUAAACCGGAAUCCUUAAAUUGUUUGCAACCAUUUUUGCACAACGGUGCUCGGAAGGUGGUAGCAGCUUUCGAUUCCGUCGUGGAAGCCUCCAAAGAGCAAAUCUGAUGAAUGCCUUCUGUACACGCUCGAUGCGGUCAAUUUGCACGCUGUGAUACGGAUGCCAAACGGAUGCGUUCCGUGUAAAAAAAGUUUUCAGUUCAAAAUUUGAAAAUCCGUAUACCAAAGGUUUAAUGAUUUCUCGCCAAAUCAUGCAAAAUGGAGCAACUUUGCAAAAAAACAAUUUUUACCCGGUCGUGUACAAAAAAUAAUCCAUGUAAAACAGAAUCGGGUAUACUACGAACCAAAGCAACGUACAGCCAGCGUCUUGAAGCAGUUAACCGUUCAGCACGCUCUUACAGGUUCGCUUGUGCUGUGUACCGCAGGCGAUGUUUUUUUGAUAGUGUUGUACAAAAUACAACAGCGCGCGUACUCGAGUGUUAAUAUUUUUGAAGUCUCAAGUGAUGCGUUUGACCAUACCCCGUGUGUGGAAUAAGCUUCAACAGUCACCGAUGAAAUAUACUCAGAGAAGCUUAUUUUGGUGUUCGAAAUAACGUCCCAGGUCUUUGACUAAAGAGACACACGUACCAGAACACGGGAUUGCACCAAAUAGUCGAAAGUAACUGAAGAACGAAGACGAAUGAAGGUUAUGAUGUUGCACUGCUGUAUAUUAACUUCCAUUCCAUUUCUAUCGCCCCAGUCCAAAAUUGUUUUCACGUCCGCUUGCAAUCCACCAGUUAUGAUAUGACGC
This is a messenger RNA of Armigeres subalbatus, 5104 nucleotides long. RefSeq names its product slit homolog 2 protein. Gene Ontology annotation, molecular function: protein binding. NCBI's taxonomy places the organism in Eukaryota, Metazoa, Arthropoda, Insecta, Diptera, Culicidae. Bases 931 to 2586 code for a protein of 551 amino acids. The record is from RefSeq and is a predicted model, not a curated record. Gene Ontology annotation, cellular component: plasma membrane. The transcript is spliced from 11 exons.